Messenger RNA from Capronia coronata CBS 617.96, 786 nucleotides. RefSeq lists its product as uncharacterized. Bases 1 to 786 code for a protein of 261 amino acids. The record is from RefSeq and is a predicted model, not a curated record. Lineage: Eukaryota; Fungi; Ascomycota; Eurotiomycetes; Chaetothyriales; Herpotrichiellaceae. Gene Ontology annotation, cellular component: intracellular anatomical structure. Gene Ontology annotation, molecular function: oxidoreductase activity, acting on NAD(P)H, oxygen as acceptor. The transcript has 2 exons.
AUGGCAUCAGGUCGUCGAAUACUUGUCGUCGGAGGUGGGCUCGGGAUCGGUCAAAAGGUCACACAAUAUCUACUCCAACACCACACGGCGAAAGUGGUCGUCUUUGGCCUUCACGUCGCCCCUGAACUUGGUCCUCUGGCCUCGACGGGCCGUCUACACAUCGUCCAAGGAGAUGCCACCUCAGAUGCGGCGAGGGCACAGGCCCGCGAGGCUGUUCUGGAGUUCAUGGGCGGAAUCGACACGCUGGUCAUCACGGUGGGCGUCAUGGGGGAGAUUCAACGACUGGGAGGAAUGAGCUCUGUGAAACUCCUCCAGACGUACAGUAUUAACGUCUUUGCCCCAAUGUUGAUGUGCCAAACUUUUCUACCCGAGCUGCGCAAGACUCGAGGGGACAUUAUUAUCCUGUCCUCGACAGUGGACAAAAACGUCAAAUACGCCGGCUGGAUCCAAUACUGCUCGAGCAAAGCAGCCCUGACCCGCUUCAUCCAGGUCCUGGCCCAUGAAGAGUCCGACGUCAAGGUCCACGGAGUCUAUCCCGGUCUGACCAAGACCACUAUGCCAGCAGAAAUCAUUGCGGGCAAAUUCACCGGCAUCAUGACAGACGACGAGGUCCAGAAGUUUCGGAACUGGGACAAGUUGGGAGAGAUAGAGCCGCCGGAAUGGUGCGCCAAUGCCGUUGCCAAGUUGGCUGCCAGAGACAUCCCGGUCUGGACGAACGGCGUGUGUCGGUAUUACUACGAGUAUGAUCCGGACUGUAGGAACCUUCGAGGUUCGGCCCAGCUAUAA